CUAUGGUGUUUACAAAAGAAUCAAAUACAAAUUGCUGUUAUUUAUGUAAAGGUGCAUUAUUUUUUAAAAAUUACCUAAACUAAUGGCUAAACUAAGUGAUGGUGAUAUUUAUGGUACCACAUUUUCAAUCGAAUCAAUGAAAAUUAUAGCAGAAAGCAUAGGUAUAAGUAAUUUGCCUGAUGAUGCUGCAAAAGAAUUGGCUGACGAAGUAUCGUACAGAAUCAAGCAUAUUAUACAAGAUGCUGCUAAAAUUAUGAAUCACUCAAAACGGAUUAAAUUGGUGCCUAGCGAUGUUGAUGCUGCUUUAAAAAUGAAGAACAUAGAGCCACAAUAUGGAUUUCAUUCUGCUGACCCCUUACCGUUUAGAUUUGCAUCUGGAGGAGGUCGAGAGCUUCAUUUUAUCGAAGAAAAAGAAGUGGAUUUGAAUGACCUUAUACAAAACUUGAAUCCUAAGGCACCCUUAGACGUAACUUUGAGGGCCCAUUGGCUGUGUAUAGAUGGAGUGCAGCCAACUAUUCCAGAAAAUCCACCUCCUGUAGCAAAGGAAAUGCAGAAGUUAGAAUCAGUUGACCCAAUUAAUAAAAUGAAUAAACCUAAUAAAGAGACAUCUGGAAAACCAACUACGGGUAAACAAAAGCUACGCAAUGUAGAAACAGUUCAAAUAAAGCAGCUAGCGACACAUGAAUUAUCUGUUGAGCAGCAACUUUAUUAUAAAGAAAUUACAGAAGCUUGUGUUGGUUCAGAUGAAGCACGAAGAGCUGAAGCACUACAAAGUUUAGCCUCAGAUCCUGGUUUACAUGAAAUGCUGCCAAGGAUGUGUACUUUUAUAAUUGAGGGCGUUCGAGUUAAUGUUGUUCAAAACAAUCUUGCUUUGUUAAUUUACUUGAUGAGAAUGGUCAAAGCUCUUUUGGAUAAUCAAUCAUUGUUUCUGGAAAAAUAUUUGCAUGAAUUAAUUCCGGCUGUAACCACAUGUAUUGUUUCCAAACAACUGUGUAUGAGACCAGAACUGGAUAACCACUGGGCUCUGAGAGAUUUUGCUUCUCGUUUAAUGGCACAAAUUUGUAAAAAUUUCAACACUAGUACCAACAAUAUUCAAACCAGAGUUACACGAAUGUUUACUAAUGCUUUACAUCAGGGUGACAAACUUCCCCUUUCCUCUUUGUAUGGUGCCAUUGAAGGUUUAUCAGAAUUGGGAACUGAGGUCAUCAAGACUUUUAUUUUACCUCACAUAAAGUCAAUAGGUGCUCGGAUAGAAAAUCACCUGGAGGGUACCAUGGUUUCAAAUUUAGAUAAAAUAGCAUCAUCUCAUGUUAAGCAAUUGAUUGUAAAAGUGGUCACUCCUAUAAUCAAGACGUUAAAGAAUCCUCCUGACCAAUUCGACGAUUUUAAAGCAGAAUAUGGUUAUUUAGGAUUUUCCUUAUAUUAUUCUGUGGUCAAAGCGCGAACUCAGCCUACUCCAACAACCACUCCAUCAUCCUCCAAUAUGACAGCUUCAUGUAUCACCUCUGUGGGCGCGAACAUUUCCAGAAGCAUCCCUCAAACUCCAACAAUUAUUCAGCAGCAAACUUCAACACCCAGUCGAACAAUCGUUAUGAAUCAAAGUGGUAGAGUGACAACUCCAACAACCAGUCAAAAAAUAGUAUUUGUUACCCAACGGUCUCAGACGCAGGUCAAUCAACAGCCAACCCAACAGCCCCAACUGCAGGGGUCUCAGAACACUGUAGUGAAAAUAAUGUCUAACACAAACUCCAACAACCAAGCCCAAAAGAUUGUAACUGGCCAACAAAAGCUUGUUGUAGUUGGAAUGCCAAAUUCUUCGUCUUCUGCUUCAGCCAACGUGCAUACUGUAAACACCCAAAGUGGACCAGGAAUUCAAGGGACGACACCUAAUUCUAGUGGGGGUGUGACUACCACGGUGAAUCAAAAUAAUGUAAUAAAUCAGUCAGGACAACCACCGUAUUCUUUAGUUCAAAAGUCUGUAUUUGUACAGCAACCGCAGCCACAGCAACAACAACAACAGAAGCCUAAAGAACAACCCCCUCAAGUUGACGAUUUAUCCCAUCUAGUGUAAUAUGAAAGUGUAAAAGCUUUUGAAACCCUUAAAAUUUGCUACAAUGUAGUAAUUAUCCACAAGAUUGUAAAUACAUAAGUUAUUUUUCUUAUUGUAAUUGACUUUGAUAAAGUUAGAUGAUAGUUGCAUAAAGGUAUCCUUUAUUCAUUGGGCUUAAAAUAAUAAAAUGUCCAUUUUAAUAACUAAAUAAAUGCAUUUUACCUUUU
This is a messenger RNA of Agrilus planipennis (emerald ash borer), 2277 nucleotides long. RefSeq names its product transcription initiation factor TFIID subunit 6 (gene Taf6). Gene Ontology annotation, molecular function: transcription coactivator activity; protein heterodimerization activity; RNA polymerase II general transcription initiation factor activity. Gene Ontology annotation, biological process: RNA polymerase II preinitiation complex assembly; transcription initiation at RNA polymerase II promoter. The record is from RefSeq and is a predicted model, not a curated record. NCBI's taxonomy places the organism in Eukaryota, Metazoa, Arthropoda, Insecta, Coleoptera, Buprestidae. The transcript is spliced from 7 exons. Bases 83 to 2071 code for a protein of 662 amino acids. Gene Ontology annotation, cellular component: SAGA complex; transcription factor TFIID complex; SLIK (SAGA-like) complex.